Molecule: messenger RNA, 1212 nt
Organism: Gorilla gorilla gorilla (western lowland gorilla)
Lineage: Eukaryota; Metazoa; Chordata; Mammalia; Primates; Hominidae
Product: inorganic pyrophosphatase-like
Biological process (GO): phosphate-containing compound metabolic process
Cellular component (GO): cytoplasm
Molecular function (GO): inorganic diphosphate phosphatase activity; magnesium ion binding
Source: RefSeq, a predicted model, not a curated record
GGUGGCGGCUGGACUCCGGCACCAUGAGUGGCUUCAGCACUGAGGAGCGCGCCACGCCCUUCUCCCUGGAGUACCGAGUCUUCCUCAAAAAUGAGAAAGGACAAUAUAUCUCUCCAUUUCACGAUAUUCCAAUUUAUGCAGAUAAGGAUGUGUUCCACAUGGUAGUUGAAGUACCACGGUGGUCUAAUGCAAAAAUGGAGGUUGCUACAAAGGACCCUUUAAACCCCAUUAAACAAGAUGUGAAAAAAAGAAAACUUCGCUAUGUUGCGAAUUUGUUCCCGUAUAAAGGAUAUAUCUGGAACUAUGGUGCCAUCCCUCAGACUUGGGAAGACCCAGGGCACAAUGAUAAACAUACUGGCUGUUGUGGUGACAAUGACCCAAUUGAUGUGUGUGAAAUUGGAAGCAAGGUAUGUGCAAGAGGUGAAAUAAUUGGUGUGAAAGUUCUAGGCAUAUUGGCUGUGACUGACGAAGGGGAAACCGACUGGAAUGUCAUUGCCAUUAAUAUGGAUGAUCCUGAUGCAGCCAAUUAUAAUGAUAUCAAUGAUGUCAAACGGCUGAAACCUGGCUACUUAGAGGCUACUGUGGUUAGAAGGUAUAAGUUUCCUGAAGGAAAACCAGAACAUGAGUUUGCUUUUAAUGCAGAAUUUAAAGAUAAGGACUUUGCAGUUGAUAUUAUUAAAAGCACUCAUGACCAUUGGAAAACAUUAGUGACUAAGAAAACGAAUGGAAAAGGAAUCAGUUGCAUGAACACAACUGUGUCUGAGAGCCUGUUCAAGUGUGAUCCUGAUGCUGCCAGAGCCAUUGUGGAUGCUUUACCACCACCCUGUGAAUCUGCCUGCACAGUACCAACAGACGUGGAUAAGUGGUUCCAUCACCAGAAGAACUAAUGAGAUUUCUCUGGAAUACAAGCUGAUAUUGCUGCAUCGUGUUCAUCUGGAUGUAUUAGAUGUAAAAGUAGUAGCUUUUCAAAGCUUUAAAUGUGUAGAACUCAUCUAAGUAAAUUCUGCUGUGACCAAUCCAAUGUACUCAGAACGUUACCCAUCUAAAGCAUGUUUCAUAUCUCAACUAAGAUAACUUUCAGCACAUGCUUAAAUAUCAAGGCAGUUGUCAUUUGGAAGUCACUUGUGAAUAGAUGUGCAAGGGGAGCACAUAUUGGAUGUAUAUGUUACCAUAUGUUAGGAAAUAAAAUUAUUUUGCUGAAAAAAAAAGAAA